Staurois parvus is the source of this 331-nucleotide messenger RNA. NCBI's taxonomy places the organism in Eukaryota, Metazoa, Chordata, Amphibia, Anura, Ranidae. The record is from the annotation of a GenBank genome assembly.
CCCCAUCACAGUGUCCCGUACAUCAGGUGUCCCCAUCACAGUGUCCCAUACAUCAGGUGUCCCUAUUACAGUGUCCCCAUACAUCAGGUGUCCCCAUCACAGUGUCCCCAUACAUCAGGUGUCCCUAUUACAGUGUCCCUGCCCCCAUACAUCAGGGGCACUAUUCCCACUGACACCAAUGAUGGGGCACUAUUCCUCCCACUGACACCAAUGAUGGGGCACUAUUCCUCCCACUGACACCAAUGAUGGGGCACUCUUCCUCCCACUGACACCAAUGAUGGGACACUAUUCCUCCCACUGACACCAAUGAUGGGGCACUAUUCCUCCCGCU